UAGUGGCCUCAAUUUUGCGCUGUCACGGAUCAUAAACGUUAUUCCACAACCAAAGCUUUCUUCAUUCUCCAACACUCCAAUACAAAGGAAAAACCAUGGAACUUGUUUUUCUUUCCUUAUUUCUUAUAAUCCUUUCAUCUUUUCUCACCUAUCGCUUCUUCUUCAUCUCCAAAAGAAAAGACCCAAAGCUUCCCCCAGGGAGCUUAGGAUGGCCCAUCAUCGGCGAGCUCCUUGCAUUCACAAGAUCAGGCCAGAACGGAACACCCCAAGAUUUCGUUCAAGAGAGAAUGGACAAGCACGGUGCCAGGAUAUUCAAGACAUCCUUACUCCUAGAGCCGAUGGCUGUCUUCUGUGGCCCAGAUGGAAACAAGUUCCUCUUCUCCAACGAGAACAAGCUCGUCGCUAGUUGGUGGCCCACUCCGGUGAGGAAGAUCUUCCCUUCAUCUAUCCUCACUGCAACAGCUGACAAAGCUAAGCAGACCCGAAAGCUGCUUAUGACCUUCCUCAAGCCGGAGGCACUGCAGAAAUACGUUGGAACUAUGGAUGCUGUUGCUCGACGCCACUUUGAGGUUGAAUGGGAAGGUAAAGCUGAGGUGAUGGUUUUCCAUCUCAUCAAGACUUACACUUUCUAUCUGGCCUGUAGCCUCUUCGCCAGCAUCGAAGACUCAGAUCAGGUGUUGAAGCUUGGACGGGAAUUCGAUGUUAUGAUUAAGGGGAUACUAACGCUGCCGCUCAAUAUCCCUGGAACCCGAUUCUACCGGGCCACCAGAGCUGCAGAAGCUAUACGUAGGGAGCUGAGAGUGAUGAUCCAACAGAGGAGAGUGGAUUUGUUAGAGGGGAAAGCGUCGCCGACCCAGGACUUGCUGUCGUAUCUACUUGUAACACCAGACGACAACGGGCAAUUUAUGGUUGAGAAAGAGAUUGUGGAUAACUUCUUGGUGAUGCUUUUUGCUGGUCAUGACACAUCUGCCUCUACCUUGAUGAUGAUAAUCAAAUAUGUUGCGGAAAUGCCUCACAUCUACGAUGAGAUCUUAAAAGAGCAAAGGGAGAUUGCAGCCUUGAAAGGAGGCGACGAGCUAUUGAACUGGGAGGACAUACAAAAGAUGAGGUAUUCAUGGAACGUGGCCAAUGAAGUGAUGAGACUCAAAGCCCCGGCCCAAGGAGCUUUCAGAACUGCCAUUGCUGACUUCACCUACGCAGGUUAUGAAAUUCCCAAGGGUUGGAAGCUAUAUUGGAGCGUCAACACGACUCAUAGGGACCCAGAGUACUUCCCAGAGCCAGAGAAAUUCGACCCGAUGAGAUUCGAAGGGGUAGGGCCAGCACCAUACACAUUCACACCAUUCGGAGGUGGGCCACGUAUGUGCCCAGGGAAGGAGUUUGCUCGAUUACAGAUUCUUGUUUUUCUUCACAACUUGGUUAAACGUUUUCGAUGGGAGACCGUCUUUCCUAACGAGAAGAUACGAGUCGAUCCAAUGCCUGCACCUGCCUACGGUCUACCUGUUCGCCUCUUCCCUCACCCUUCUUAAGGCAUCUUUGGCAACGUGGAUCCCGAGUACUCAAAUAAGAAAUCUCCUGGAUUUGAAAUACCUAGAUUCAGAAUUACCCAAUUGUGUUUAGCAUCCUGGAUUUAGAAUCUCUUGUAAUCCAAAAAUA
Messenger RNA from Magnolia sinica, 1653 nucleotides. RefSeq names its product beta-amyrin 28-monooxygenase-like. The coding region runs from base 96 to 1526 and encodes 476 amino acids. The record is from RefSeq and is a predicted model, not a curated record. Gene Ontology annotation, biological process: sterol metabolic process. NCBI's taxonomy places the organism in Eukaryota, Viridiplantae, Streptophyta, Magnoliopsida, Magnoliales, Magnoliaceae. Gene Ontology annotation, molecular function: monooxygenase activity; iron ion binding; heme binding. The transcript is spliced from 3 exons.